UUUGUUUAUAUUGAAUAAAGUACAUUCGAUUAAGGACGAUUGGGCGCAAGAUGAUACACAGCCUCAUGGAUUGAUGCGUCAGCAUGGGAAUUACUGGGUAUGGCAUGAUUAUAUUCGUAGAAAACACAAUUUCAAUGGCAACAAGAGCAUUACGCUAACCACACACGCAACUUACAUGGAUCUUGGUUUGUUGCCCACAUUAUUGGACAGAUGGCAAGCGCCCAUCAGCCUGUCAAUUUAUGCAUGUGGCUCGGACUUUGAUAAGACAAUCCAAUCUUUGUCAUAUCUCAUUUACUGUCUGAAGCAAGGCGAUCUCAUGCGUCGCUUUCUCAGCGUUCAUCUGGUCAUCGAUAGCGAAAAUAUACCCGAAAAUUUAAAACGCUUUGGAAUCUCAUUUAUAACACCGCCCUAUACGUGUGCGAGGUCAGCACCUUUUGAGAAGAUGCGACAGGAUUUGACCUUCUGGAAUAAAAAGAAGCUGACCUAUCCUGUUAAUCUACUGCGAAAUGUGGCUCGAUAUAACGCUGAGACGUAUUACAUAAUGGCCUUAGACUUGCAGCUAGUGCCACCACCCAACUUUGUAAAAAAAUUCCUAAAAUUCGUCCAGACAUAUUAUAUUUUAAAGUCCUAUAUAUCCUCGCCAUACACAAGUGUCUAUUGCUUGCCAACAUUUGCUCACAAGCCGCACGCUCCGUUAGCCCAAACCAAGAAUCAAUUGAUUCAGGUUCUAAAGGAGUAUAGUAUCACCAAUCCCAUCUAUAAUCAUUAUGAACUGCAAAACGAAUGGCUGUCGACUCAAAAUUCUAAAGACGAUCUUAGGAUCUUCAGUAGCUCAUCGAAAAUGAACAUGUGUGUGGGUUAUAUAAGCAUCAAUGAACUUGAACCACUUUACGACGAGAGAUGCGAUGUAGAGUCCAUAUAUGAUAGAGGUGCCAACUUAAAGGCUAAAGUACUCGUUGGCCUUAACUAUACUUUUUUAAUUUUGGAUGGAGCUUUUAUAAUUCGUCAUUCACUCGACAGUUGGAAAUCUAUAGAUCUGGUUAGAAUGCAGCAUAAGACCAUUUUGAAAUUUUGGCUAACAUGGUAUAAAUUCUACAAUAAUUUUCUGAGUCUAGAACCUGAAGCUAAAAGGGACAACUUAAAUGUUUAAUCAUAAUUAAGAAGAUUUUAUAAUACAAUUAAAUACAGAUAUUGAGCUACUAA
Molecule: messenger RNA, 1203 nt
Organism: Drosophila innubila
Lineage: Eukaryota; Metazoa; Arthropoda; Insecta; Diptera; Drosophilidae
Product: beta-1,4-glucuronyltransferase 1-like
Exons: 4
Coding region: 74-1150 (358 amino acids)
Source: RefSeq, a predicted model, not a curated record